Messenger RNA from Acipenser ruthenus (sterlet), 2189 nucleotides. It is a transcript of the gene gch1, whose product is annotated as GTP cyclohydrolase 1. The record is from RefSeq and is a predicted model, not a curated record. Gene Ontology annotation, molecular function: zinc ion binding; GTP binding; GTP cyclohydrolase I activity. The coding region runs from base 255 to 1025 and encodes 256 amino acids. Gene Ontology annotation, biological process: tetrahydrofolate biosynthetic process; tetrahydrobiopterin biosynthetic process. Gene Ontology annotation, cellular component: cytoplasm. Lineage: Eukaryota; Metazoa; Chordata; Actinopteri; Acipenseriformes; Acipenseridae. The transcript has 6 exons.
UCUCUGGAAAGGACCAAUGGGAUUCCAGUGGAUUAGCCUGUUUAUAAAGGCAUAAGGAAACAAUGUGCUUUGGCAAUCGGCAUAUAAUACUGUACAAAUCGAGAGCAGUUAUAGGAGCUAUACAAGUAAUCGAGAAGGCAGAGUUUAGUGAAUUUUGCAAUAGAAGUAACGUGUUUCAACUUGUCAGUUAUAAUUCACACAGUUUAAAGUACCGGUAAGUUUAAUAUAGUAUCUUCAUUUGACAGUUUAAGAUCAUGGAUCACGCGAAACAAACGCAGUCUGAAAAACCACCUGCCUAUUCUACAGACUCUGUCAACGGACAUGUGGAGGAGAGAGCGCCGGUUCUGAAGUCGCCCAACCGGACCGGUGGUCCGCAGGUAGUGCCCGGUGAGGAGACGAGAUCGCACACGUCGGCUGUCAUGGAGAGCUGGAAAGAGGAACGCACUCGGAGCAUAGAGGAUAACGAGAUGAACCUGCCCGGCAUCGCCGCAGCGUACACAUCUAUCCUUAGGGGUCUGGGAGAAGACCCACUCCGACAAGGGCUUCUGAAAACCCCGCGGAGAGCCGCCACCGCCAUGCAGUUCUUCACCAAGGGCUACCAGGAGAAAAUAUCAGAUGUGCUGAACAACGCUAUCUUUGACGAGGACCAUGACGAGAUGGUGAUUGUGAAAGACAUCGACAUGUUCUCGAUGUGUGAGCACCACCUGGUGCCCUUCAUUGGCAAGGUGUCCAUUGGUUAUUUGCCCAACAAAAAGGUGAUAGGCGUCAGCAAGCUGGCCAGAAUCGUUGAAAUCUAUAGCAGAAGAUUACAAGUCCAGGAGAGGCUGACGAAGCAGAUCGCCGUCGCCAUCACAGAGUCUCUGCAGCCGUCUGGAGUGGGUGUCGUGAUCGAGGCCAGUCACAUGUGCAUGGUGAUGCGUGGUGUGCAGAAGAUGAACAGCAAGACUGUGACCAGCACCAUGCUGGGUGUGUUCAGGGAGGACCCCAAAACCAGAGAGGAGUUCCUGAAACUGAUCAAGGACUGAGCGCCACCUCCCCCCCCCCCCCCCCCCCUGCUGCCCCCACCCCCAACGCUACUGCCAAACAUCCCGCCUGAAAACAACGAGCCGCUGAGCAGUGCAAUUAGAGCCUAACCCAGACCAGCCUGCCGAGCGGUGCAGGAGAGUCUGUUUAGUGUACUUUAGUGCAAACCACCAGGGAGGUUUUUACUUCAAUGAUAAAAGCAGUGUGUCAGUAUUUCGUUCUAUCACUGUUUAGGUCAUUACCACAUGCCCCCUUGUUGCAACAGUUGCUGUUGAAAGUCAAUCCCACGCCUCUGCCAGUCAAUGGCGCUUCUUUGGAGGAGGUACUUUUAACAGCAGUUGUGUUUUAAAUGCUCGUCAUCUAGAUCAUCCCAUAGCUGCCACCAAACUGAACUUGAAAGCCAGGCAGAGAGAAGCGCUCUUGACAAGAGGUUCAGAAGUGUGAGGUGUAUCUGUAUUAACUGGACGAUCCGUCCCUACCAAAGUAGUGUGGAUUUUUCUGUAGACCAGCCUAUAGAAACAGUAAUAAUUCUGUAGGGGCUGUACAAUCUGUUAUUUCAUUGUUUUUAAUGUUGUUAUAUUGGAAUGUUUACAGUAAGCGUAUGAAGUGUAGUGAAAAAAAAAAACUAUUUAAGAAAAAUUAAUUUGGGACCAAAUCCUUUGACGUGCUGCGGAUGUGUGUGACAAAAACAAAAUGUGGUCUGAAUUCUUCCUUUUGUAAAAAACAGAGUCUUGUCUUUGUACAAUUAACCAGCGGACUGUACUCCUCUCCCUGUUUGUAAAUUGGGAUAUCCAGACUGCUGUGCUCAUCUCGUGCAAUCUUUGCUGUAGAAACGGUUUACGUUUGUUUUAUUAUUUUCUUGUCUCGGGGCAUUGAUGCUUCUUUCUGUGACAUAAGGAUCCUCUCAGGCGAGGGCUUGUUUACAAUGUGACGUGCAGAGUCCAAGAAGACUCUAAGAAGAGCAGUUUGGGUUGGGAGGGGCGUGUGGGAGGGGUACAGCUACACCUACCUGGCCUUGCAUUGAGGGGGGGCUCUGGGGACGAGCAUCCCUCUCCACUCUCACCAUUUGAAUUCUUAACAGAGUUUAUUGAUGUUUAUGUGUAUUUUAUAGUCUUUAAAAAAUGAAUAAAUUAAUUAAUAAAUAUAUUUAUAUUAUAUAUGUAAAA